Molecule: messenger RNA, 1267 nt
Organism: Anopheles cruzii
Lineage: Eukaryota; Metazoa; Arthropoda; Insecta; Diptera; Culicidae
Product: cellular tumor antigen p53-like
Exons: 3
Coding region: 1-1158 (385 amino acids)
Biological process (GO): regulation of transcription by RNA polymerase II; apoptotic process
Cellular component (GO): nucleus
Molecular function (GO): RNA polymerase II cis-regulatory region sequence-specific DNA binding; DNA-binding transcription factor activity, RNA polymerase II-specific
Source: RefSeq, a predicted model, not a curated record
AUGUCUUUUCCGUGCGAAAUCGACGAUACGAACGCGGAGGAGGACCUAUUCGCCGGCAGCGGAUAUUCGCAACAACUGCGAGAUUUCGACAGUGAAACAAUUGAGCACAACGCACUAGCGUUGGCCGCCCAAGUUAACGACGACUCCUUUUCGUUGGCGCCCAUGAGCCAGGAAUUGUUCGCCGAACCAGACAGCAUGCUUCAGUUACGGUGCUCGCAGGACCCGACCGGUAAAUACCCGUUGGUGGAAGAACUCUCUAUCAGUGGUGUAGAUUUCUCGGUCGAACUGUCCGGUACCGAAGGAUCAGGCUGGGUGUACUCGAACAUUGCCAAAAAACUGUUCGUUAAAAUCGAUAGCUUUUGCUCGUUCUCUGCAAAUUUGAGCCCGAAGUUGAUCGGACAAGGUUGGCAUGUGCGUGCCAUGUUACUAUCGACGGUGCCAGACUCUUACCACGAGCCCAUCCAGCGUUGUCCCAAUCAUCGUGCGAAAGAUGACGAGAAACACAAGGACAUAACCAUGCAUGUAAUACGGUGUGCGAACGAGCAUUCGCGUUAUGUGGGAAAGGACGGUGGGACCUUAUUCGAAGAGCGCUGUGCGGUGUUGCUACCCAUGGAAAAGGACAACCACAACGUUAUGAUUACGGUGCAGUUCGUGUGCCAAAAUACGUGCUUUAAGCAGAUCCGAAAGACGGGCAUCGUGUUCACGCUCGAGGACGCCAUCGGCUGCGUUUGGGGACGUCGAGUGUUUGCGGUGAAAAUUUGCACCAACUUUCGGCGCGACAUGCUGAACGAGGAAAAGGUGCUACGUCACGUCAAUGCGCCCAACAUCUUCACAGCCCAAACCUCCGCCAAUCGACCGCGUAACCGUGCCCGAGGGUUUGGAAAACAUGGAGCCAGAAAUGGCAGCGCCGGAGCAAUCGUGCCGAAACGAGAACGGCUCGAAAUCGAGUCUUGCACGGUAAGCCUGGAGAUGCCCAGCAUGCGAAUGGCGAAGCGGGUCAAUGAUUACGCAAUCGGAAUGAUUUCGGCGUCGGUUCUACGGGCAACUAGCGAUGAACAAAAGGCGAAACUGAUGGGGUACCUUGACAAGAUACGCCAAGACAGUCGGUCGCUUUUCAUUGGCAACAGUCAGUGUAGCAUCGAAAGCGACAUUCUAUAGCAGGCUGUGCCAGUGUCAAAGAGGGAGGAAAACAUAAUUCAUUUUUUUUACUAAUGUUCUUUUCAUCUUAAAACUGUAUUUUCGAUCGUAUGCUGUAUUAUUGCUUUGA